AUGCUGUGGCUGUUCACACUAGUAACCUUCCUCGCGACAAGCUUCUUCGUCAAGGGCUCGGAUACUCCACUGGACGAAAAGGAAACUUUUGUGACGCUUAAUAGUAUGUACACCAAUGACCUGGUUUGGAGUGAUGAGUUGGCGGAAAAGGCAUUGGACUGGCUCAAGUCACCAGAGCAGCGAAACAAAAUAAAAGCCGAUCUGAUCGUCGGAGGACGAGGCCUCGUCACUAAUGCGAAUGACAAGUUAGUGUGGCAAAAAUUACUCGACGUCUUAGAAAUUCAUUUUGACGAAAAAGAAACAGAACUCGAACGCCUUCCCCCAGGCACACUGUACGGAUGCAACGGCUAUAUGAGC
This is a messenger RNA of Haemonchus placei, 357 nucleotides long. The record is from the annotation of a GenBank genome assembly. Lineage: Eukaryota; Metazoa; Nematoda; Chromadorea; Rhabditida; Trichostrongylidae.